GGAGCGACCAAAUAUCAGAUUAAGGAAAGAGAAUGGUGUUACUGCACUUUAUUGCCUGAUGUCUCAUAUAUGAUGAACAGUCAACAAGGUUGGCAAAUCAUGAAUAAUGAUGGAUAUAAAGGUUGAUGGCUUCACAUGCAAAUCAUCAAGCGAAGUAGACGAGACCGACUUCUUCUUCUCCGGCCUUGCCGCUCCGGCAUCCACCGCCAACACCAUGGGCACCGCCGCCACUCCCGCCGACGUCCGGCAGAUCCCAGGCCUCAAUACUCUCUCCAUCUCCAUGUCUCGCCACGACUUCGCACCCGGCGGCGUCAAUCCUCCCCACGUCCAUCCCCGCGCCACCGAGAUCCUCUUCGUUGUCGACGGCGAACUCCUCGUCGGCUUCCUCACCACAUCAAAUAAGCUCUUCACUAAAAUUAUAUCAAAAGGUGAGAUCUUUGUGUUCCCCCGAGGCCUACUGCACUUCCAUUUCAAUAACGGCAGCUCGGCGGCUGCGGCGAUUGCGGCUUUCGACAGCCAGCUCCCGGGAACGCAGCCGGCGGCGGCGGCGCUGUUUGAGGCGGCGCCAGCGGUGCCGGAGAAUGUGCUCGCCGCAGCUUUUAGGAUGGAAUCUGAGUUGGUGGAGAAGAUAAAAGCAGGACUUGCACCCAAUAAUUGAUUCGAAAACUGAGCUCUGGUUGAUUGUAGGAUCUUGUCUAUGGAACUGGGAACUGAUGAUUUCUCAAUGUUUUAAAUAAAAAAAAAUUUGGACAAUUUUUUUAUUGUUUUA
This is a messenger RNA of Dendrobium catenatum, 769 nucleotides long. Its product is annotated as germin-like protein subfamily 2 member 2. Gene Ontology annotation, cellular component: plasmodesma; cell wall. The record is from RefSeq and is a predicted model, not a curated record. The coding region runs from base 107 to 658 and encodes 183 amino acids. The transcript is spliced from 2 exons. Lineage: Eukaryota; Viridiplantae; Streptophyta; Magnoliopsida; Asparagales; Orchidaceae. Gene Ontology annotation, molecular function: manganese ion binding. Gene Ontology annotation, biological process: plasmodesmata-mediated intercellular transport; regulation of root development.